Molecule: messenger RNA, 1821 nt
Organism: Prosopis cineraria
Lineage: Eukaryota; Viridiplantae; Streptophyta; Magnoliopsida; Fabales; Fabaceae
Product: protein CLP1 homolog
Exons: 11
Coding region: 177-1505 (442 amino acids)
Biological process (GO): tRNA splicing, via endonucleolytic cleavage and ligation
Cellular component (GO): nucleus; mRNA cleavage factor complex
Molecular function (GO): polynucleotide 5'-hydroxyl-kinase activity
Source: RefSeq, a predicted model, not a curated record
GCAGGAAGACUUGAGACACAGCGUCGUGCUUGUAAUCGGAGGCGGAGCAGACGCUUCUCCAUUACUGCUCUCCAGGAAGCACCUUCAAUUGGCAGCUUCAAGAUUGAGGUCACCUUGAAUUCCCUGGUCCGUUAUAGAAUUCCUCUAGACUAUAAGAAGCAACAUUGUUGACAUCAAUGGCGUAUAGCGGUGCAGCCAUGGGCUCACUUCCUGCGGGUGCCUCUGCAUCGUCAUCAACAAUCAAGCAAGUAAAAUUGGACAAAGAAAGCGAGCUCAGAAUCGAAGUGGGUAACGACAUACCUCUUCGGCUUCGACUCCUGAACGGCAAUGCCGAGAUUUUUGGGACAGAGCUUCCACCCGAAAUCUGGCUCACUUUUCCUCCCAGGCUUAAGUUUGCUGUAUUUUCUUGGUAUGGAGCUACAAUUGAGAUGGAUGGUACUACUGAAACUGAUUAUGUUGCAGAUGAGACCCCAAUGAUUAGUUAUGUCAAUGUACAUGCUGUACUUGAUGGACGAAGGAAUCGUGCUAAAGCUUCAUCAAAUGAUUCUGAAUCUUCUCAGGGACCUAGGGUGAUUGUUGUAGGACCUACUGAUUCUGGGAAAAGUACCUUGUCAAGGAUGCUUCUUAGUUGGGCAGCUAAACAAGGCUGGAAGCCUACCUUUGUUGACUUGGAUAUUGGCCAAGGGUCUAUAACAAUUCCUGGAUGUAUUGCUGCUACUCCUAUUGAAAUGCCCAUUGAUCCGGUGGAAGGAAUUCCUCUUGAAAUACCUCUUGUAUACUUUUUUGGGCACACAACCCCAAGUAACAAUGUAGAACUGUAUAAAGUGCUUGUGAAGGAGCUUGCUGGGAUGCUGGAUAGACAAUUUGCUGGAAAUUCUGAGUCUCGAGCUUCUGGCAUGGUGAUAAAUACCAUGGGAUGGAUUGAGGGAGUAGGCUAUGAUUUGCUCUUGCAUGCAAUUCGCACUUUCAAGGCCAAUGUUGUGUUGGUUUUGGGUCAGGAAAAACUUUGGAGCAUGCUAAAGAAAGAGGUAUCCAAGAGUGAACCCACUGUGGAUGUUGUGAAACUUCAAAAGUCUGGUGGAGUUGUAAAUAGGAAUGCAAAAUACCGUCAGAGGGCCAGAAGUUAUAGGAUAAGAGAAUACUUUUAUGGCCUCACAAAUGAUCUCUCUCCUCACUCCAAUAUUGCAAAUUUUAGCGACUUGUUUGUCUAUCGAAUUGGUGGUGGGCCGCAGGCCCCACGUUCAGCAUUGCCAAUUGGUGCAGAACCUGCUGCAGACCCUACCAGAAUUGUUGCUGUGAAUAUAAACGGUGAUUUGCUCCACUCAGUCCUUGCUGUCUCUUUUGCCAAGGAUCCUGAAGAGAUAAUUUCAAGCAAUGUUGCUGGCUUUAUUUAUGUGACAGACGUUGACAUUCAGAGAAAGAAAAUAACGUAUUUGGCACCUUCUGCUGGAGAACUUCCUGGCAAAUAUUUGAUACUGGGAUCCUUGACAUGGCUUGAAACAUGAUCAAAUGAGCACAUAAUAUCAGGGCUCCUACUACAGUUUAGCCUGACAUGAGAGAAUAUUACAUCAUCAGAUCAUGUGUGCUGUGUAUUAGCAGUUCCAAUCAGUUCAGUGGGUUCAAAAAUGUAAUGUUUUUUUUUUUUUUUUUAAGGCCGGUUUGUCCUAAUAUGGGACUUAUCUUUUCUUCUUUGUCCUUUCUUUCUUUUAACCUUCAGUCCAAAUCACAGUUCGUGCAGCAAAUUCCAUUUUUGUCAGUUUAAUUGGUUUAAUAUAAUUAACCAAGGGUGGAGUGGAAGCUCACACAUUGAAAUUUAGAAAA